Molecule: messenger RNA, 5128 nt
Organism: Nerophis lumbriciformis (worm pipefish)
Lineage: Eukaryota; Metazoa; Chordata; Actinopteri; Syngnathiformes; Syngnathidae
Gene: tslig1
Product: zinc finger and BTB domain containing 8 opposite strand
Biological process (GO): tRNA splicing, via endonucleolytic cleavage and ligation
Cellular component (GO): tRNA-splicing ligase complex
Source: RefSeq, a predicted model, not a curated record
UUGAGGGUCCCGCCCACCGAAUGUAGUGAAACCAAGAGAGCCUGUUCUACACGACGUGCCCAAAGUUCUUAUCCGGCAAACUCUUUUAACGCUAAACGAUUUGUGGCCGAAAUGGACGACCGCAAGCUAGACCUGACGGAGGCCCAGGAAAAAACCAAAUCAAAAUACCCGCCAAUUGACAAGAAAUAUGAAUACUUGGAUCAUACAGCAGAUGUACAAAUCCACUCCUGGGGAGGAUCUUUGGAGGAAGCCUUUGAGCAAUGUGCCAUGGGAAUGUUCGGCUACAUGACAGACACGGAAACAGUUGAACCGAUUGAUACUAUUAAAGUGGAGUCAGAAGGUGAUGACAUGGAAUCUCUGCUCUUCCAUUUCCUUGAUGACUGGCUGUACAAGUUUAGUGCAGAAAUAUUCUUUAUUCCUAGGGAAGUUAAAGUUUUGCACUUAGACAGAUUGCACUUUAAGAUUCGUUCCAUCGGGUGGGGUGAAGAAUUCUCACUGGCAAAGCAUCCACAGGGUACAGAAGUGAAAGCCAUUACAUACUCUGCAAUGCAAAUCCACGACAAGGAAAAAGCUGAGAUAUUUGCAAUUGUUGAUAUCUGAUACCUGAAAAAUGUUCAUCACGUGUUGGUUCGUUGGGACUGCAAUACUUUUUAGCCAUAUUAAGUGGCAUUAUUUUUACAUAAGAAAUGACAGAUCUGAAUUGUUUCCUUCUAAAUUCUGUAGCAGAUUAAUUAUUUAUCAUGAGUGCUUCAACAAAAAACAUCUAUCCAUCCAUUUUCUACCGCUUGUUCCUUUUGGGGUCGCGGGGGAUGCUGGAGCCUAUCUCAGCUGCAUUCGGGCGAAAGGCGGGGUACACCCUGGACAAGUCGCCAACUCAUCGCAGGGCCAACACAGAUAGACAGACAAUAAUAACUAAAUCAUGAUCUGAUUUUUUUGAAACAUAUUGCUAUUAAAAGGGAACUGCACAAGUUUGGAAUUUUCACAAUCAUAAUGAGUGACAAGUACACACGUUUCUUUUCUUUUUUUAGGUUUCUAAAGAUGAGAAAAAUGUGGCUAAUGGGAGUCACUGUUGAAGCCUUCAAAGCCCUCUAAAAAAAACCUUCAAAACCCUCUAUUAACGUUUUAUAUACUGUACACACUGCAAGUCUAUAUAUAAUGUAGUAACAGACAUGUUCAUAACAAUAUGUAUAAUAUGUACAAUAUUUACCGUAUUUUUGUCAUUUUAAUCAUUGCCGGAACUUCUUUCCUUAGCACACUUAUUUCUGUUUCCAUAGCAGCACACUUCUGACUUCUGGCUACAAAUGUAUGUAUUGUAAUCAUGGUAAUAGAAGAGAAAGAUGGCUAUUUUUUGACAAAUAAGGAUUCACAACCUUAUCUAUCUGAAGCUGACUAUACGGAGGAUGAAUUGCUGCUUAUAGAAGCAGGCACGAAGGAAGGGUGAAACUGAGCAGACAGAAGCCGAGAGAGUAUGGUCGGCGUGACUUUGGAACUUGGAGCCAAGCUAUGCCGACAUAAUUAGAGUUCUUACCCGAAAUAAACCGGGAAAAAAGUCCCUGGCCAGCUAGACCAAACAAACAACUGUCCGUCGAGUGAACCAUUAUGAUAUUGAUCAUCACGGAGCACAUCAUGCUUGUUAUUGCAACUACAGUACAUAUGCUGUCGAGCUACCUGUGUACAAACAAAACAGGAAAUGUGGGCUAAUACUUUAUAGAUCAUGCAAUAAGAUGGUUCAUGUUUUUCAGUCAGUACAGAUCGGUGUAAUAUUUCAUUGUGUUCUGCAUUACAAACUCAAAAGCUAUUCAGCUGCUGGCGUAAAAGCUAGCUUGCCGCAGCUAGCUUAUGACUAGUAUCGUUGCAUGCUGUCCAAGCGAUGUGUUACUAUCCUACAAUAACAAUGUCCCCACAGCUUGGUUAUUAUACAGGUUGCGGAACAUAAAUUAAGUAUUGUUGGUGGUUUCUUGAUGCAUUUUUAAAGUGAUUAAGAAGUAGAAUUGAUGGCUCCCAUUAGCUGCAUUGCUAUCCACCUUGAACGAGACGAUUAUUACCAUUUAGAAUGUAAAAACAAAAAAUUUUGUUAUAAUGAUUGUGACGGAUAGGCAAAAAAAAAAAGUGCAUUUCUCCUUUCAGGGAUGUGAAUUACACUAAUAAUGAAAUAAUUGUUGACUGUCUUAGGUUAACCAACUCCAAACUGUUUAUUUUUGUUGUACCUCAAUUGUUUUUAAUAAUCUUUAAUAACUUUUAAGAUAUGGAAAUAUAUCGUUUUUGUGGUUUACACUGCUGAAAAAAUAAAUAUACAUAUCUACAAAUCUGAUCUUGAUUUUUAGAGGAAGUUUCAUAUCUGAUGUUUUGCUUCAACAGAGGUUUUUGAGAAGUACUGAAUUGAUUUGUGACAUUAACAUGCCAUAUUAGUUAAGCAUUAAAUACAUCAAUACAUUCUAAAUGCACAUUAAACUCCAACAAAAGUGGUCACUAUGAUACUUUUGAUGCAAGUAGUCCAGUAACUGUAAAUAGGCUACACCAACCCUUACAUUCUUAAAGAUACACUGACUGCUGCUGCACGCUUUAAACAUUUUAGUCAGGUGCGCAUAUUUUCCACAUAUUUAUCAUAACUAUAGUUAUCUAACUAAAGUAAUCAUCACAUUAAUCUAAUCCAAUCCAAUCCACUUUAUUUACGUUUAUAGCACAUUUAAACAACAAAAAUGUUUCCAAAGUGCUGCACAACAAUAUUAAAAACAAUAUUCAAAUAUUAUCCUUAGCUCCACCAAUGACUGAAUAAAAACAAAAAAUAAAUAAAUAUAAAACUGAUAUAAAAAUAAAUAUGAUUAAAAACGAUUUUAAAGGAUAAAACCAAUUAAAACAGAAAAAUAAAAAUAGAAAUCAAAAUUGAUAAAAAAAAACAGAGGACCACACAACUCACGUAGUGUUAAAAGCCAAAGAAUAAAAGUGGGUCUUAAAACGAGACUUAAAACACUCCACUGUGGGAGCAGUUUGAACAUGGAGGGGCAGAGUGUUCCAGAGCUUAGGGCCGACCACAGAGAAGGCCCUGUCUCCCCUGGAUUUAAGUCUGGUCUUGGGCACCACGAGCUGGAGCUGGCUCUCGGACCUCAGAGCGCGCGCAGGAGUGUAAAUUUGGAUGAGGUCCGAGAUAUACUGAGGUGCCAGUCCAUGUAAAGCUUUAAAAACAAACAGCAAGGUUUUAAAAUCUAUUCUAAAAUGAACCGGGAGCCAGUGCAAACUUUGAAGAAUUGGGGUUAUAUGCUCCUGUUAAAAGUUGUGCUGCCGCGUUCUGGACUAACUGCAACCGGGAGAGAGCUUUUUGGCUAAUGCCAGCAUAAGGUGCAUUGCAGUAGUCCAGGCCACUUGAAAUAAAAGCAUGCACGACUUGUUCAAAAAGGUUAAAAGAUAAAAACGGUUUUACCUUUACUAAAAGACGAAGAUGAUAAAAACGAUUUUAAAACGGCAUUGACUUGUUUGUCAAGUUUAAAAUCGCUGUCUAUAGUGACGCCAAGGCUGGUGACUUUGGGACGCACAUAAUUUUGCAAUGAUCCGAAGUCAGUGAGGGCCGGACUAAAAACUGAAAUUUCCGUUUUUCCCUCAUUCAUUAUUAAAAAAUGAUGGGCUAACCAAGCCUUGAUGUCGCACAGACAGUUGAGAAGGAGUGGCCAUUUGAAAUCGGCAUAUAAAUUUGGCAGUCAUCUGCAUAAAAGUGAUAAGACACUCUAUGCCUCUUAAAAAUCUCUCCAAGAGGGAGAAGGUACAGUGCAAACAGGAUGGGGCCUAGGAUAGAUCCCUGGGGGACACCACAGUAAAGCGGAGCAGAAGAAGAGGUGGCGUCCCCCAGCUUGACAGAGACGGACCUCUGACAGGUAGGAUCUGAACCACUCUAAUGCAGUCCCCCUGACACCCACACAGUCUCUCAGGCGGUCUAAAAGAAUUGUGUGGUCGACUGUGUCCAAGGCAGCUGUAAGAUCUAAAAGCACUGAAAUGGCAGAGCUGCCAGAAUCAGACAUUAAAAGCAAGUCAUUAAAAACCUUUAAAAGUGCAGAUUCAGUACUAUGCAAAGAUUUGUAUCCAGACUGAAAUGGAUCUAACGUGCUAUUUUCAUCUAAAAAAAAAGGCUGCAGUUGCGCCAAAACAUAUUUCUUCAAGAUUUUUGACACAAAAGGUAAUUUGGAAAUGGGCCGAUAAUUUGACAAACUUGUAGGAUCAAGACCUGUUUUUUUUAUCAAAGGCUCAACAACAGCUCUUUUACAAAAAGAGGGGACACUGCCAGAAAUCAAGCUGCUGUUGAUGAUGUCCCUAACAGACAAGUCAAUAGAAUACCAGACUUCUUUAAAAAAGCGAGGGGGAUUGUGUCUGUGGGACAGGACGAGGUAAUCUACAAUGUACAAUGUGGUUGUAGUUGUAGACAAAAUAAUCACCUACAAUAUUUCAAAUGCAUUUAUUUGAUAGACGAAUUAGCUGUAUCACUCAAAUGGAUACAUUUAUUUGCCAUAGGAUGCAAUUAGAUUACUCAAAAAUGUUCAUUGCUACAACAUUAAAAACCUGUUUGCUAGUUUCUAAAUACAUUUUUCAACAUAAGAGCCCUAUAGACAUGAAACAACUUUUAAAUCACCUUUACACUCUCAUUCCAAUACACUGUCUGAGGCUGAGGCAAUCGGGAGCCGUAAUACCGAACAGCGUGAUCUGAUUGGUUUGGUCUCAUCUUGUGGCCAAUACUGCUGGAGUAUUGAUAUUUUUUGUUCAUUUAGCGGUUUGUAUGGUUAAAAUAACUACAUUUAGGGCAAAGAUGUCGUAGAAUAUGCUUUUAAAAAACAAAAAUAUCUGCAAUGUGGUGAAACUAAAAUAUUUGAUGUGACGUGGUGACGACUAUGGCGUAAACUAUAUUUUUUUUAUGGGAUGCAAUAUGUGUGCUAGAUGUCUGUUUAUAAUGUCUUACUUAUUUGUUUUGAUUUUUCUACUUUUAUUGUACUACUCCUCCUUUUUACUUUCUGUCCUGGCUAUACUGUAGACCAGAGGCCCAGGACCACUGUGAUGUGGCCCAGGACCACUGUGAUGUGGCCCAGGACCACUGUGAUGUGGCCCAGGGCCACUUCACAGUUAUCAAUCAAUAAAUCAAUCAAUCAAA